Podarcis raffonei (Aeolian wall lizard) is the source of this 2121-nucleotide messenger RNA. RefSeq names its product fibrous sheath-interacting protein 2-like. Bases 889 to 1293 code for a protein of 134 amino acids. The record is from RefSeq and is a predicted model, not a curated record. The transcript has 3 exons. Lineage: Eukaryota; Metazoa; Chordata; Lepidosauria; Squamata; Lacertidae.
CCUUGGAAGCCGAACGGAAUCCAUUCCAGAAGUAUUUUGGACUUCCAAAAUGUUCGGAAACCAAAGUGCAGCUUCUGAUUGGCUGCAGAAAGCUCCUGUAGCCAAUCGGAAGCCGCGGAAGACCUGUCAGAUGUUUGACUUCCAAAAGUAGUUCGCAAACUGGAACACUCACUUCCAGGUUUGCAGUGUUCGGGUGCCAAAACGUUCGAGAACUAAGCUGUUUGAAAACCAAGGUACCACUGUACUUACCCAGGGUUUGGUUUCCUUGGGACAAAAAGGUCAGCAGAGACUGGGGUGUCCUUAGGCUAUAUGGUCUUAUUUACACAUAUAUACAACACACAGAAAACUAAAUAGGCCCAGGAAGCAGGAUUUCAAGACAACUCUUGUCAAAAGCAUGGCAGAUCUGUGACUUUAGUGUUGAUCAUCAGAUGAUGCUAAUAUUAGUGCAUUUACUUGGUUUUUUUAAGCCCAUAUGCAACUGCAUGCAUUCUGCGUGCCUGUUUUAUAGUUUUGUUUCUCAACUUUGAAUUUUUUUAAUCUGUUGUUAUAACUGUUCUCUCUGUUCUGGUAUACUUUAUAAAAUGAAACAAAUAUAUUUGCAAAAUAAUAAUAAUAACCCCCGUGUUUAGCAAAGCAAGCCUGCUAGCAUCCUCUGUGGUGCAGAGGUGAGUGUUUGGAGUCAUUAAGAAUCCGGACAGCAACGGUGGAUUCCAUCACCGGAUUUCCCCCCUCAGAACAGAACAUCAAAGAUCUUGAGAGCUCCACAAAGAACUGCUGGUGGAACUCCCCUGUUGCUAACAAUGUCUUGGAGAGUUCUAGAAGGGCUAUGUGGAGGUGGCAGUUGGAGGCCAUGUCCUCUGAGGGCAACAAGCCAGACUGAACCUCAAGAUGACGUACCCCAACCGAGGGCUGCUGAAGGCAGCUAUGGGACAUUACCUGACCGAGAGCGCCAGGACGGCGCUCGAAGCUAUGGAACCGGACGAAGACGUUGUAGACGUGGGGCCUGGGAAGCAGAUGCCAGCCGUGGGACCCAACCAGAUCCUGGACAUGCCACUCUUUACCAAAAUCCCUUUCCUGCCAGGCUCAAACACUAUGUUCUACAGGACCAAUUUGGGUGAAAAGCUUUACCAGCCAUCUGCCACUUUUGACCUGAACGACCCAUACUGCAAACUCAUGGCACCCAGCUAUAAGAGCCUCCACGACCCACACCUGCGUGCCUACUACAAGCGGAAAGACAACCUGCGGAGGCUCAAAAAGGCAGGCCACAUCACCGACAAGAACAAGGCAAGUUGAGCUGCUUCAGGCAUUGAUGCCCCUACAUCCCUGUGCUUUUCUAGCGAGACAAUCAGGACUGCAAAAUGACAGCCAUAAAAAAACAACACCAUGCCAGAAACAUUUUUUUUAGAAGGCUAUCAGCAAACAACACCAUUGAUGUCACCUCAAAACAGCCUAGAAGUCAUAUUAAAAAGCUUCAAAUCCUGUAGGAAAAAUAAACGUCUUAAAGGAGCAGGGCUGUAGCAUAUCCAGGUAGGGCUGUGAGAGACUCUCUGCUUGUAACCCCACAGAGCUGCUGCCAGCCACUGUGAGCUAGGUGGAUUGAUAGGCAGCUUCCUUUGGUUAUAUUUAUAUCUGUCUUCUCUCCAGAGCCAUGAAGACUAGAAUCUUAGGGGAAGAACUGUAGCUUCUGAGUAAACAGAUUUCAGACAGGGACUUAGGAUGUUGGCACUGUUGCGGGAGAGCAUGGAAAUGCACAGAAGGACUCUUGAACCUUUUCCCAUGGUGGCUCAGAGAUGGAAAGAAGAUAAAGUCCCCACCAGAGAAGAAUAGCAGAUUAAGUUGAUGGAUUAUGCAGAAACGGCUAAAACGACCAGAAGAGUCAGAAAUCAGGAAGACCAAAAUUUUAAUAAGGAAUAGGGGAAAUUUAUAAUUUAUCUUAAAAACCAUCUUAAACAGCUAACUUAGUAGGAUUGGAAUAACAUAGUUUAAUGGUGAAUUUUGGACAUAAUGGAGAUGUAAAAGAUCUGGAUUAUCAUAAAAGAUACAGGAGGAAAUAAUUAACAAAAGGACCCACAAAGGGGAGGAGGUCCAAGAGAUUCCUUGGAAUCUUGUUUUUAUGUUGUA